Messenger RNA from Austrofundulus limnaeus, 2265 nucleotides. RefSeq names its product synaptotagmin-5. NCBI's taxonomy places the organism in Eukaryota, Metazoa, Chordata, Actinopteri, Cyprinodontiformes, Rivulidae. Gene Ontology annotation, biological process: calcium ion-regulated exocytosis of neurotransmitter; vesicle fusion. Gene Ontology annotation, molecular function: clathrin binding; phosphatidylserine binding; calcium ion binding. The record is from RefSeq and is a predicted model, not a curated record. Gene Ontology annotation, cellular component: plasma membrane; axon; exocytic vesicle.
UGAUGAUGAAGCUUUUCUCUCUGCACUGACUCACAUCUGACUGAGAGGAUGUCUCAGUACACUCUGGGAGUCCACCUGCAGAUUCUGCUGGCUGUGGGUCUGGCUGUGUUCUGCUAUGGCCUGGUUCUUGGCUGCAUCAUUUGCUGUCGCAGGAARAAGGGGAUGUCUCCGAAGGACAAGGAGGCCGUGUUUUUGUCUCCUCCAUCAGCUGAGAGCGUGACUCUGACCUUGACUCACUUUCCGUGUGUUCAGCCUGUCAAACAGCAGUACGAGGAGYUGGACGGAGACGUGUUAGAGUUCCCCUCCUGUAGAAGCGGCUCGUUUCCCUCUGACAAUGACCUCACCGCUCUUCCCUUUGACACCAGCCCUGAAGGGCCGGCCGAGCUCAAGCAGUCCCCCAGGUCCUCUUUCCCAAUGCGUCGCCUCAGCAGCCCUGCUCUUCCUUGCUCGCCCAGUAAAGCUGCAGCUCACGGCAGACCCUCCCUGCCUUCCCUUACCAAGCUAGGUUUCAUGUCCAAAUCCCGCCAGGCGAUGGGUCGACGCAGCACUGUGAGUGGGGCGAGUUUAGUUCACGGUGAAAGCAGUCCUCUGACGCAGCAGRGAGACCCCUGUCUGUCCCAGUAUGGCUCCAACUGCCCCUCUGUCUCCUCCAAGCCACCCCCUGUCCUGCACUUCUCCCUGCUCUUCAGCUCUGCCUCUGGCACCCUGGCGGUCAACAUCCUGGGGCUCUCCGGAGAUGGGCGGAGACGCGGUGGGGUGUUUGUUCGGGCCAGCCUCCCACCCCUUCACCCCUCCCCGCAGCAGAGACCUCCGAGGCGGCGCAGCCUCAGUCCAGACCUCCAGAGUCAGAGCUUUGUGCUGCAGGUGGGCUCUGUGGAGSUGCUGCACACCUGUACCCUGAGACUGGCUGUCUACAGCAGGGACUUCUCCGGGCUGAGGGAGGCUGCUCUGGGGGAGCUGGAGCUCCCCUGUGAGCAGAUGGUGUGGACGCCUGACACCAUUUCUUUGGAGAUGUUGGGUCGCAGGAAGAGCUCAGUCUGUGUGCCCCGAAAUCUGGGACAACUCUUGGUCCUGCUGCAGUACCAGGUUCUGUCCCAGAGGAUCAAAGUGAUGGUCCGGAAGGCCGAGAACCUGGCCAAGCUCACACGGAUCCCAGGAAGUCCAGACCAUUAUAUUGUCAUCAACCUGCGCCAUGAUGGAAAAAUAAUAGAGACAAAGGAAACCAAAGGGUCCAGCGGUCCCAACCCCAUCUGGAACGCUCCCUUCCUGUUUGACCUGCCGCCCGGUGACAUCACCGAGCUGCAGCUGGCUCUCGAGUUCAUCGUCAUGCAGGGCCGUCUCUACACUAAAAGCAGCGUUCUGGGUCGCGUGCUGGUCGGCAGCGAUGCCUCAGGGGCCGGACAGGACCAUUGGAGGGAAAUGUGCUGUCCGGGACAAACAGAGACCACUCAGUGGCACACCGUCCUGUUUGAACCUAUUUAGUAACAGGUGGUCCGUGUGUCUACAGAUCUGUAGCAGUGGAAACACUGGUCACUGUGUGGAGGGAAUGAUUCAUAUCAGCAGUUUCUCUCACCUGGUUUUGGAUUAUUUCAAAUGUGAUUCCUAAACUAUUGUCUGUAAAAGUCUGGAAAACUUGUGUGAAACAGUUGAAGUUGUGGUACUCUUUGUUUUGUGGCAAGAAGCUUAAAUUAUUCAUGUUGGCUGGAAAAAAAAUGCCUCCAGCCUGAAUGAUCCAAUCUAGACAUAAUUUGAUCCACUUAUAGAUAAUCAAUAUGUUACUGCUCUGUCCGUCAUUAACUGGAAUGUGUUCCUGUGCCAGUUUUUGUUUAUUAAACUAUUUUGAUGUAAUUAUGUGUAACGCUUUGCAAGAGCCUGUUAGUGCAGUUUUUACAGCAUGCUGACUAAAUUAUUUGUUCCUUUUUUUGUUCUGUCCUUUUUUCAUCUUACAGUAAAUUCACAAUCACUGUCUGAGGGUUUAAAGCUGAUGCGUUGCAGUUAGACAACUGAUUCAUGUGCAAAAGGGUGAAUGAGAAAUACAUUGUAAAGCACUUUAUAAUCCGUAUAACAAAGUUUAGAGACAAAGAAACAAUAUAACUGUGUUCAACAUUUCCCAUCUCUAAUAAAGGCAUCACCCCAUGUUUUUAUUCAGUCACAUGAUAAGAUGGAGAAAUAUGACUUUUAUAUGCCUGCGUCUUAUUUAUUUAUUUAUUUAUUUAUUUAGUUAUUAGAACCUUUUAGACUCUGACAAAUACAGCUGAACAACAU